GUGUGUAGGUGCGGGAUAGGGCGGGAGGUGACGGUCCCGGCAUGGAGAAUGGCUGCGCUCCUGUUGCAGCUGGCGGUGCUCGGCGCGGCGCUGGCUGCCGCAGCCCUUCUACUGAUUUCCAUCGUUGCAUUUGUAACUGCUACAAGAAUGUCCCCGCUUUAUCAACAUGAAGAAGAAAAGUUCUUUUUAACUGCCAAAGGCCAAAAGGAAGCUUUGCCCAGCAUAUGGGACUCCCCUACCAAGCAGCUCUCCGUCGUCGUGCCUUCAUAUAAUGAAGAAGAACGGUUGCCUGUGAUGAUGGAUGAAGCCCUGGCCUAUCUAGAGAAGCGACAGAAACAAGAUCCUGCGUUCAGUUAUGAGGUGAUAGUAGUUGAUGACGGCAGUAGAGACCAGACAUCACAGGUGGCUUUUAAAUAUUGCCAGAAGUAUGGAAGUGACAAAGUACGAGUGAUAAAACUGGUGAAAAAUCGUGGGAAAGGCGGAGCUGUAAGAAUGGGUGUUUUCAGCUCUCGAGGCGAGAAGAUCCUCAUGGCGGAUGCCGAUGGUGCCACAAAGUUUCCAGAUGUAGAGAAAUUAGAAAAAGGACUAAAUGACCUACGGCCCUGGCCUGAUCAAAUGGCUAUUGCAUGUGGAUCUCGGGCUCAUUUGGAAAAAGAUUCAAUUGCUCAGCGUUCUUACUUCCGUACUCUUCUCAUGUAUGGAUUCCACUUUCUGGUGUGGUUCCUUUGUGUCAAAGGAAUCCGGGACACACAGUGUGGGUUCAAAUUAUUAACUCGAGAAGCAGCUUCACGGACGUUUUCAUCUCUGCACAUUGAGCGAUGGGCAUUUGAUGUGGAAUUACUCUACAUAGCACAGUUCUUUAAAAUUCCCAUAGCAGAAGUUGCUGUCAAUUGGACUGAAAUUGAAGGUUCUAAAUUAGUUCCAUUUUGGAGCUGGCUACAGAUGGGCAAGGACCUACUUUUUAUACGACUUCGAUACCUGAUUGGUGCCUGGAAACUUGAGGAAUCCAGGAAAAGGAAUUAGGUUGUUACUAGUCUUUGAUUGUAUUCUUAUGCAUCAAUGUCACAUUUCACUUGAAAUUAAACUUUUAAAUAAAGCUGGAAUAUGCCUAUGUUCA
Molecule: messenger RNA, 1117 nt
Organism: Ochotona princeps (American pika)
Lineage: Eukaryota; Metazoa; Chordata; Mammalia; Lagomorpha; Ochotonidae
Gene: ALG5
Product: ALG5 dolichyl-phosphate beta-glucosyltransferase
Exons: 10
Coding region: 49-1023 (324 amino acids)
Cellular component (GO): endoplasmic reticulum membrane
Source: RefSeq, a predicted model, not a curated record